AUGCCGCCCGCCGCGACUGCCGCCGCGGCCUCCGCCGGAGCAAGCGCUCCGCCUUCCGCGGCGGCUGUUCCGUUCCGCCAGCAUGUGACGGCGGACGGCUCCAGCGGCUUCCCCGCGGAAAGCGGAAGGUACCACCUGUACGUGAGCUACGCCUGCCCCUGGGCGUCGCGGUGCCUCAUGGCGCUCAAGCUCAAAGGGCUCGACGACGCCAUCUCCGUGACUGUGCUGAACCCAACGUGGGUGCGCACGCGCGAGGGGGAGGAGCAUUUCGGAUGGGCGUUUCCUUCCUCAGAGGGCGACGCGGAGGAGCCGGGGGCGCAACCUGAUCCGAUUUUCGGCGCUCGCUUUGUCCGCGACAUAUACGAGAAAAUAGAUCCUUCAUACAAGACCUUUUCUGUGCCGAUUCUGUUUGACAAGAAAGCAGGCACCAUAGUGAACAACGAGAGUGCAGAGAUAAUGAGAAUGCUCAACUCGGAGUUUAACGCCGUCGCUGCUAAUCCCCACGUGGACCUCUAUCCUGCCGCCAUGCGGGGGGCCAUCGAUGGGGUGAACGAGUGGGUUGGGCCGGCAAUCAACAGCGGCGUGUUCAAAUGCGGCUUCGCCAAGGAGCAAGCAGCUUAUGACGCUGCCAUAGCAACACUCUUCGCAGCCUUGGAUCGCUGUGAGGACGUUCUUUCAAAGCAGCGCUACAUGGCAGGAGACGCCUUCACAGAGGCGGACAUCCGGCUGUUUGUGGAUCUGAUUCGAUUUGAUGAGGUGUAUUACGGCCACUUCAACUGUAAUAAGAGGAUGAUUCAGGAGUACCCCAACCUUUUCAACUACACCAAGGAAAUCUUCCAGCUGCCUGGGAUCGGCAGCACAGUGAACAUGGCCCACAUCCGCAAAAAGUUUUUCUGCAGCCCGAAUGCCCUGAAUCCUUUUGCCAUCUGCCCGAUUGGCCGGAACAUCGAUUAUUCUGAGCCACAUAACCGGGAUAAGCUGCCAUCUGAGCCGCUCGUGCUGGGUACAACAAAAAGCGGGCUUUAA
Molecule: messenger RNA, 1026 nt
Organism: Closterium sp. NIES-65
Lineage: Eukaryota; Viridiplantae; Streptophyta; Zygnematophyceae; Desmidiales; Closteriaceae
Source: the annotation of a GenBank genome assembly